This is a messenger RNA of Sinocyclocheilus anshuiensis, 1285 nucleotides long. Its product is annotated as WAP four-disulfide core domain protein 1-like. Lineage: Eukaryota; Metazoa; Chordata; Actinopteri; Cypriniformes; Cyprinidae. The transcript has 7 exons. The record is from RefSeq and is a predicted model, not a curated record. Gene Ontology annotation, cellular component: extracellular region. Gene Ontology annotation, molecular function: peptidase inhibitor activity. Gene Ontology annotation, biological process: regulation of cell growth. The coding region runs from base 154 to 804 and encodes 216 amino acids.
AAUUAUUUUAACUGCAACAGGACAGAGAUACCUUAAGCACACAUAUACAUGCUUGAGGAAGCCACAACAUAAGCACCUCCAACGGGACCGACUUCAAAAGUCUGAGGAUUACUGGGAGAGAAGAAGGACAAAUCAGGCUGAAAGAGCGGGACCAUGCCGGGCUGUCAGAUCCAGACUGGGUUUGUGCCGGUUCUGCUGGUCUGUUUCUUUCUGCUGUUGGCAUCUGGUUCAGGGAAUGCACGCAUGAUCAGGAAGAGGGGACUCAACCAGAAGGACUAUGAGUACCCCAACCAUCCUCAGACCACUCAGCACCAGAAGAACGACCGCUGUCCUCCUCCACCGCAGAUACUGCCCGAGCGAGCCUGUGAGGUGCCGGGCUGCUGGUCCGAUUCUGAGUGUGAGAGACACAAACGGUGCUGUUACAACGGCUGCAUCUACACCUGCCUGGAGUCAGUACAACCUCCACCCGUGCUGGACUGGUUGGUGCAACCCAAGCCACGGUGGUUAGGAGGGAACGGCUGGCUAUUAGAUGGACCAGAAGAGGUUCUGCAGGCUGAGGCCUGCAGCACCACAGAGGAUGGAGAUGAGCCUUUGCUCUGCCCAACUGGUUACGAGUGCCACAUUAUCAACCCGGGAAGCCCCUCAGCUGGGAUCCCAAACCGAGGCCAGUGCAUCAAACAGCGUGGAAACUCAGAUGGAGAUAGCCUGAGACACAAGUCCUUCAAAGAUUACAAGGAUUAUUUAGGAAGUAACUCCAAAAAUGCAGUGAGCUAUGAGAAACAUCAGCACAAGCAUUUGGGCUGAGACAGGUGACUGAAAGUUGGUUCCAUUUUAGAGGACUGAAGAAACCAGUAACCGGUGACCCUUAUACCUGAACCCCAACCAUCAAAUCCAACAGAAUUGCACAAGCCUUUCUCUUCAGCUCAAACCAGAGAUCGGUUCAUAUCUGGUGCUCUUUUUCUUAGGUGCUUAAUGUGGAGUGACAGAAAUGCAAAGCUAAAAUUUCCUACCUCUUAUAAAAGCCAAAAACAGACCACAGAAAGUAUCAAAGAAUUUAUACAAUAACAUGUCUUAUACAUAUGCCUACUUCGGGUAAAAAAGCAGAAUUAACUAUAUGUGAGUUGUGUUGAAGGAAGAUACUUUGUGUGGUUUUUAUGCUGCUGAGUCUGAACUCUUUUUUUUUCACUUUAAACACCAAAAACAGCUAGUUAAUGUAUGCUGAAUGCUCAGUUACUAUGUCUGUGGAUUUAAAUUUUGGUACAGAAAUGCUCCAUAAAGGCUUAAA